Neltuma alba is the source of this 1661-nucleotide messenger RNA. RefSeq lists its product as uncharacterized. The record is from RefSeq and is a predicted model, not a curated record. The coding region runs from base 156 to 1334 and encodes 392 amino acids. The transcript is spliced from 12 exons. Lineage: Eukaryota; Viridiplantae; Streptophyta; Magnoliopsida; Fabales; Fabaceae.
AGUGUUCACGUCGCACAGGAGCUACGUGGGGUGAUAUCGCCAAACACUCUUCUCAAGUAAAUUUUGGCUAUAAACCCCGUAUUGACUUUGAAACCCGAAGAUUCCUGUUUGAUACAUAAGUUGUUUUACACGGUGAACGAGCAAUUCACACGAUAAUGUUUAGUGAUACCGGGGAAACGCCCACGAGGUAUGAAUUAUUGAGCAUGGUGAAGAAGCACUCUAACUUACUGGGAAAAACCAUUGUUGAGGAGAGUGAUGCUCCUGACGUUGAAAUGGAUAUGAAAUUUUGGCACGACGUCUUUGAUUUGUAUUUUAUUCGUGGUAAGGAGUCAAGGGGACGGCAAGAUGACGAUCUCGUGUUCUUUGUCAGGAAAUUGGGAUCUCAAGGAUAUGCUUCCUACAAUAAUCCGGUGAGCGAUGCUCCUUACUUUGUACGCAGGUGGGCUCCUAAGUUGGACGACUUAAUUGAUGAAACUUCUACAGAUGUUGACUGGAGGCGUUCAUUUUACUUGAACUUAAUUGCUCAUACCUCCUUUAGUGUAACUAUUGCAAUUUGCAGUCACCAGGUUCUUCGGAAUCAUCAAGCUUCACAAAGUACACCAUUGUCCCCUAUAUAUAAGGUUGUAAAAACUGUGUAUGCAUCUCCAAGUCGUGUAAAUUUUCAGUUGAACUUUGAAAAGGAAGUGGAGACAACACCUGCUUAUCCAGAUAUUUGUUUUGCAAUUGAUGACUUUGACUCCACUUUUGAUGCGGUGGUUUUAACUGAAAAGGACCAUUGCUAUUGUGUAGUUCUUAACGCACAUGAUGGGGCAGCAUUUCCUAGUAAGGAAUCACACGAUUGCAGUGUUAAUGAUAACUCUAGAGUUGAUCCUAAUUCCUUAAAGAGAAAGGACACUAAGCUUACCCUUUUCUCAGGGUUUGUCAGCUAUCAGAUGGUUCGAGAUGCACAUGAUGCUGGCAAGUCUCGAUUUGGUAGCCUUUUAUCAGGGGGUCAUUCCGCGGGCAAAACAGACAGAAUUUAUAUGAAAGGUCCUGGAGGCCGUGGGGAAGUUGAAGUAGCUGUUUCCAGUGUUACAGAUCAAAGUCAGGAGGAUUCAGGUCCUUUCUCUCCAAUAGUAUCAAAGAAAGGGUUUGGAAUUGGCUCAAUUGUUCGCAGAGCAGCAUCCGUCGCAUCUGUUGCAGCAAAACAUGCUUAUGCGGCUGCCUCUUCCUCUAGCUCCGAUUUUGAUUAUGAACUGAUACCUUUGAAAUGCAGCUUAAUGUCUGUAUCCUUGCCCUGGGAGCAUAUAGCAUAUGAUCUUCUGUUCAAGGGAGCUCCUCCGGUGAACAUGUGAAUAUCUGAUGAAUUUGUGCCUGCUACGGGAGAAACAAGGGAGAUUGAAACCAAAAUUUCCACGUCAUAUUUUGGAAUUUGUUCCCCCCUCUGACAAUUGUCUAUAGGUGCAUGUUCCAUGUGCAGGCAUCAAAGUGUGCAUAUUUGAUGUUGGUUUGAGCAUCUUAUGGCUAUUUGUUGAAUCUUAGUUCUUUUUUUUUUUUUUGGUGAAUAUUGAAUCUCAGUUUUAGAUAAUGUGAUAUAGACGUUGUAUCAUCUGUUGGAUUACUGUGACACUGUCAAUUCCCAGGUUCUCAGUAAGUCAGGUUCAUUUUUAAAUUUGUUCUUA